This is a messenger RNA of Acanthoscelides obtectus, 279 nucleotides long. The record is from the annotation of a GenBank genome assembly. NCBI's taxonomy places the organism in Eukaryota, Metazoa, Arthropoda, Insecta, Coleoptera, Chrysomelidae.
AUGAAGCAAAAUAUUGGACGGGGCGAAUUUUCUCAGUUCCCCAAUUUGUCACAGACAAGCUACCAGGAAGACGACGUUUUAACUUACGUUCAACAUUUAAAUGAUCUCUAUUCAGAUUUUGAAUCUAGAUUUGAGGAUAUUUUGACUAUGGUAAUACUACCGUGGAUAAUUAAUCCAUACGGUGACAUAGAAGAAACGAAUGUCAUAAUACAAGAGGAACUGACUGAACUAAGUACAAUCGAAGAACUUAAGGUUCAGUUUGAAAAUGGAUAUCAGUAA